This is a messenger RNA of Podarcis lilfordi (Lilford's wall lizard), 1464 nucleotides long. The record is from the annotation of a GenBank genome assembly. NCBI's taxonomy places the organism in Eukaryota, Metazoa, Chordata, Lepidosauria, Squamata, Lacertidae.
AUGUCCAAGGGGAAGAAGGCCAAGGGGAAGAAGGUGGCUCCGGCCCCUGCUGUGGUCAAGAAACAGGAGGCCAAGAAGGUUGUAAAUCCUCUCUUUGAGAACAGGCCGAAGAAUUUUGGCAUCGGGCAGGACAUUCAGCCCAAACGGGACCUGACCUGCUUUGUGAAAUGGCCUCGUUAUAUCCGACUUCAACGCCAAAGAGCCAACCUCUACAAAAGGCUGAAGGUGCCUCCAGCAGUUAAGCAGUUCACUCAAGCAUUGGGCCAUCAGACAGCUACUCAGCUUCUGAAAUGGGAGCACAAAUACAGGCCUGAGACGAAGCAGGAGAAGAAGCAGAGGCUGCUGGUCCGUGCAGAGCAAAAGGCUGCAGGGAAAGGCGACGUCUCUAUCAGAGCAGGUGUCAACACCAUUAGAAAUGUAUCCAGGGCAGCUGUCUACCAGCUCCACCUGGUACGCAGGCUGAGACCCUACCUGCCCGCGGACUGUCUCGCCAGAGUGGUGCAUGCUCUAGUUAUCUCCCGCUUGGACUACUGUAAUGCUCUCUAUGUGGGGCUACCUUUGAAGGUGACCCGGAAACUACAACUAAUCCAGAAUGCGGCAGCUAGACUGGUGACUGGGAGCAGCCACUGAGACCACAUAACACCGGUCUUGAAAGACCUACAUUGGCUCCCAGUACGUUUCUGAGCACAAUUCAAAGUGUUGGUGCUGAGCUUUAAAGCCCUAAACAGCCUCGGUCCAGUAUACCUGAAGGAGCGUCUUCACCCCCAUCAUUCUGCCCAGACGCCGAGGUCCAGCGCCGAGCGCCUUCUGGUGGUUCCCUCAUUGCAAGAAGCAAAGCUACAGGGAACCAGGCAGAGGGCUUUCUCGGUAGCGGCGCCCGCCCUGUGGAACGCCCUCCCAUCAGAUGUCAAAGAGAUAAACAACUACCUGACAUUCAGAAGACAUCUGAAGGCAGCCCUGUUCAGGAAAGUUUUUAAUGUGUGACAUCUUAGUGUAUUUUUGGUCUUUGUGGAAGCCGCCCAGAGUGGCUGGGGAAACCCAGCCAGAUGGGUGGGGUACAAAUAAUAAAUUAUUAUUAUUAUUAUUACUAUUACAACUCUGGUGGAGAACAAGAAGGCACAGCUGGUGGUGAUCGCACAUGAUGGAGACCCCGUUGAGCUGGUAGUUUUCCUGCCUGCCUUGUGCAGAAAAAUGGGAGUGCCCUAUUGCAUCAUCAAAGGCAAGGGAAAGCUGGGCCGCCUUGUCCACCAAAAGACCUGUAGCUGUGUUGCCUUCACUCAGGUUAAUUCCGAGGACAAGAGAGCUCUAGCUAAACUCGUGGAAGCUGUCAAGACCAACUACAAUGAGAGAUACGACGAGAUUCGUCGUCACUGGGGCGGCAAUCUUCUGGGGCCGAAGUCAGUGGCCCGCAUUGCUAAGCUUGAAAAAGCCAAGGCUAAAGAACUGGCCACUAAACUUGGAUAG